CAUUCGGCAGGUCGUUUGAAGUCAUUGCGAGUGAUCGGAGGAUUCAUCUUCAUCACCCACCGGAGCAACCGCACGAUCCACACUCCCAGUCAUUCUCGAUUCUCUUCCCGCCAUUCCUUGUCCCGGUCGAGCAAGAAGAGCAGGUAUGGCGCAGAAGACUAAUCCCUUGGAAGACGCGAAGAGGAGGUGCGUCUGCCUCGUCGACGCGAUCGAGCGAUUGCCUCCUCCCUCGAUCACCGAUUCCUGCAAGCGCACGCUCCUCAAGCUGGCCGAGUCCGAGCUCUCUUUCCUCUCUCGACGCGCUUCUUCUUCUUCUUCUUCGGAUUCGCCUCUCAGUGUUAAUAUUGGACACCUUGAAGCUGUUGUUCACAUUCUCCGGCAUCUUUCGGUUGCGGGAGUUUCACGUGUUUGCAAGCCUAUCCCUCUGUCGCCUGCAAGCGGGAAGGUGCGAAGAACUGAUUCCGGUUCGAAGUUUGCCCAUGUUGAUAUCGUGUGCACGCUGAAAGGAAACCCGGUUUGGGUUGUUGUAUCCGAUAGGAACCCAAACUAUGUAAUCUGGCACAAUGGCCAUAAAGGCAAGGGAUUGAGAUUGAGAAUUCAGCAAGUUGUUGCUGCUGCUCAGUUCUCACCGACGCUGAAGCCUUCGUCAAUUAUUCUUUUCUUUUCACGCGGUGUGACCGACUCCAUUCUCAAGAAGAUUGUCGACGAAUUUCGGGCCGUUAAGUAUAAAAUGGAAGCUGACUUCCCCCUUUCCAUUGUUGCUUUUUUGGAGGAAAUGGAAGGUGAGUGGAUAAAUAUAGUUGCAAGGUCUUACCAAGAAUCAGUUGCACUAGAAAUAAAGGUGGAUAAUUUUGAGAAACCAGCUCGAGAUCCAGAAUGGGGAGCUGGAGAAUCAAUUCUGGGUGCUGCGGAGGCAGAGAAUCCAGAUGGAAAUGUGAACCUGAAUUAUCCUACUACCUUUGACACUCUAAUUUCUGGCUUGAGUCCUCCCAUGAAAGGAAAAGAUAUGGCUUCUGCUAAAACAAGAGAGGUACUACAUGGAGGUGACCUCAUUAAUUUUGAUACUACAGCUUUAAUUGCUCUUGUAUCAGACAUUAGUAAUGGUGGUGCGGAGGAACUUUUGAAUGUGGCAGAAACUGAGUUGAGGCAGCAGUUCAAAGGGAACUUGCCUUUUGUGAUUGGACAGGUACAUCAAUUUUACCGUGUGAACCCAUUGGUUUCUCCUUUGUCUCCUAAGUGUUAUGUUCAGCAUCAGUAA
Messenger RNA from Rhodamnia argentea, 1258 nucleotides. RefSeq lists its product as uncharacterized. The transcript has 2 exons. The record is from RefSeq and is a predicted model, not a curated record. The coding region runs from base 146 to 1258 and encodes 370 amino acids. NCBI's taxonomy places the organism in Eukaryota, Viridiplantae, Streptophyta, Magnoliopsida, Myrtales, Myrtaceae.